Messenger RNA from Striga asiatica, 786 nucleotides. Lineage: Eukaryota; Viridiplantae; Streptophyta; Magnoliopsida; Lamiales; Orobanchaceae. The record is from the annotation of a GenBank genome assembly.
CUCUCUAUCUCUCCCUCUCGUUCUGGUGGCGGACGAGUGGAUAUCUGGUCACCAUUCGGAAUAAAGAUAACUCACGCGCCGCUACAGAUGGCGUUUCUACCCCUCUCAGUUUCUCUGUCAGCUCCUGGCCCUAAAACGGCGAUGCUUAUGGCUCCCUCCUCUCAUUCAACCCUAUCCUCACCAUUGUUGCCCUCUUCUUCAGAAACCCUUUCUCUACUAUCGCCUCUUAAUUGCUUUCAGAUAAGCCGCGCCGGAAAUUUGGCUCGUGGCCGCCGACGGUCAUGGAUUGUGAGAAUGGCUCCGGAAGAACAGAGGUUGACUCGCCGUUCACCUCUUGAUUUUCCUGUCGAGUGGGAAAAACCAAAGCAUAGCAGGAGGCCCGACAUUUUCCCACAAUUCAGCCCGAUGAAAACUCCAUUACCUCCACCAAUGCCGGGAGACCCACCACCAGACGAAGAAGAAGAAGAAGAAGAUGAAGACAACGAAGAAGAGAAAGAGAAAGAGAACGAAGAAGAAGAAGAAGAAGAGGAAACGAAAGAUCCCGAGGAGGAAACUCCUGGGGAGCCACUACAGGUCUGAGAAGAGGGUUUGUGAUGUGUAAUCUUGGAUAGUGAAGAAAAAAGACCAUGCUUUGUAUGUGUGAGUGUUUCUUCAAGGACUUGGACCCAUUUUGUAGGCAAAUAAUUUUGUUUUUAAGUUUAAUGUGGAAGUGAUUUUCAGACUAAUAUCUAUAGAAUAUGGAUGGGAAUUUGUCGAAUUAUACGUAACAUGUAAUAAACGUCUUUU